Tribolium castaneum (red flour beetle) is the source of this 1675-nucleotide messenger RNA. RefSeq names its product GAS2-like protein 2. Gene Ontology annotation, biological process: actin crosslink formation. The coding region runs from base 255 to 1469 and encodes 404 amino acids. Gene Ontology annotation, molecular function: cytoskeletal adaptor activity; actin filament binding; microtubule binding. The record is from RefSeq and is a predicted model, not a curated record. NCBI's taxonomy places the organism in Eukaryota, Metazoa, Arthropoda, Insecta, Coleoptera, Tenebrionidae. Gene Ontology annotation, cellular component: actin filament. The transcript has 6 exons.
UCGAUAGCGAAAGCGUGCUGUAGAAACAACUGAACAUCGCUCACACAGCGUGUCUAGUCGCCGGUGGAUUGUGAUGUUCUAAAUUUUCUCGUCUCGCCGUCUAGAUCCUGUCAGAAAUUUUAAAAUUUCGACGUUUCAUGUGACAGUGACAGCAUCUAAUGAAUUAAAGUCACAGUGAAUUUUAUUUUACGAGCAAAAAAUAAUGAAAUAACUAGAGUCGGUCUAAAGUGUCGUCUACCUGUACGAGGGCAAAAAUGGCCUACGGACGGAACGUGUCCUCAAACCGGAACAGUUGGGGUCCAAUGUCAGUUCCUUCCGGCUUCCACCGUCUGGAGCCGGACGAAGAAUUCGCCGAAGAGUACACUGAAAGAAUGAUGAGUGCGCAAAUGCGCCAACUGGACCCACUGAAGGAGGAUUUGGCCGACUGGAUGAACAAAACGUUAGAUAUCGAUUAUGUUAACAGAAACAACUUCCUAAGCGAACUAGACAACGGAGUUUUAUUAUGCCAUUUAGCGCAAGUGAUUUGCGAUAAGGCCAAGUACGCCAUUGAUACAGGUCAUGCUAAAGGCCCUCUACCGACUGUGAGGGGGAAAUGUUUCGAGAAAGCGAUGCGCCGAAGUUUUUUCUCGCGGGACAACAUGGAAAAUUUUAUCAAGUUUUGCAGGUCUCUGGGCGUACACGAAAAUUUGCUGUUCGAAAGCGACGAUCUAGUCCUGCACAACCAGCCCCGCAACGUGAUCCUGUGCCUCCUGGAAGUGGCCCGCCUUGCCACCCGUUUCGGCGUCGAACCGCCAGGUCUUAUCCAACUCGAGAAGGAAAUUGCCGAAGAAGAGCAGAACAAUUCAACCGAUUCAGCCCUAAGUUCUUUGCUUUCGUGGCAAUUCCAAGCCUCUGAACCGUCCGAUCUCAAAAUGCGCCACAGCCAGUCGGCCAAUGCCAUAUCGUCAUACGACCGCUGGGACACAGGGCCCCGCAUGGUGCUCCUCCCCGAACGCCCGAAACCGGAAAAAGUAUCGCUAAGUGGUGCCAGCGAUGGCGUCCCCAGCGACAACACCGAAGAUGAGUGGUCGCGGGGCAGCGGCGAAGACCCCGACCUGGAGAUCGACACCGGCGCCGGAGACGCCACCACAGAACUCGACAGGAAAGUACAAUUAGCGGCGAGGCUGAUGCAGAGAAACUGCAAUUGUGCCAACGGGAAGUGUUCGAGGUUGAACGUGAGAAAAGUCGGCGAAGGGAAGUACAAUAUCGCGGGCAAGAGUGUCUUUAUUAGAUUGUUGAAGGGGCGGCACAUGAUGGUGCGCGUGGGGGGAGGAUGGGACACACUGGACCACUUCCUGUUACGUCACGACCCAUGCCAGGUGAAAAUCGUAUCCAGAGAUAGCCCGGAACGGCCUGCUAGUGCUUCCAAAUUUUUACACAUAAGGGCCAAGUACCGCAGUCCACCACCACGCGAGUCAGUCACGCGCUAAGCACACUAAUAAAUUAUUUUAGUGAAUAUUUGCUAUGAUUUUCACACCAAGAAGUUCAAAUGUUUAUUUCGUUUCGUUAAGUUUGUAGUGUAAUUAUGUACACUAAUUAGUAGUUACGAAAGAAUACUAAUAAGAUUUUUUACAGUAGCGUUGUAUUUUAUUUUAUUUUGUAUAUAUUUUUCUACUAUUAAAACACUGCAUUUCUA